AUGCUCGAUCAAGCCCCGCAGCGAGUGUGGAGGUCGGCACGGCUAUCUGCCUCGACGGCGAGCUCUACAUUGCACACCUCUGGCAGGACGGCACGUUCCUCUGGUGUACUACUGUCUCCCGCUUAUGUCUGCCCUUCAUGGCGGCAAUUUCGUCCAGCUGUACCGUUUGUCAAAGUUUUGCCUGUCAAUCUGCAGAUACGCCGCUUUCAUCUUGGCCCUCCUUACGAUUACGGACCAGGUCCAAGCCAACUUGCAGCUCGCAAAGCUACACCGUUGGACGACAUCACCAGAUUACGCGAACUCAUCAACCGUGUCAAUGCAACCAACUCAAAGCUCUCCAAAGAACGCAUCCUCUCCGAGUUCUGCGACCUGAUACCCCUGCUCGCCUUUCUGUACGACCCCUACACCCGCCUGCAUGUCACCUCAUCCACUGUGCACAACUACCUCCGUCAAAGGCAAAAAGACCUCGACUGGCAAACCAACCAAGCUCCUCUCGUGACCCGUUCCUCCAACAGCUCGCGAAACAAGACACGAGCAGCUGCACUUCGAGCUAAACAGGAACAAGACGUUCGAGAGCAGACUCCCAGCACCCUUCUCGAGCUUUUCCAGCUGCUAGCAUCGCGUCAAAUCACCGGCCAUGAAGCUAUGGCGGUCAUCUUCAACUUUCUCAACCAGCACGGCAUUAUCGAACAGCAUCAAUACGCCUUGAGUGGCCACGAUGAUCCGGAUUUGUCGACUACGGAGCUCUUUCGUCGCGGUCUUCUCCGGCCUACAUCGCUCGAGAUAUUUUAUCGAUGUUUGGAUCGAAACCUCAAGGCUGGUUUCAGAGAGCGCAUCUUGCAUCAGGCAUUUGCCUCAAACUCCUCUCUCGAUCCAUGGUCGACAGGAAAGGUCUUGGAGCGACAUCAACAAAACACCUUGGAUUCGCCAAUCUCAUUUCGUGGGUCGUUCGAAGUGGCAUUGGGCAAAACAAUAACGAGGCAAGACCUCCCUUCGCUUUUCACGAACGAGGCUGCUCCGCGAUGGUACGCCAGUCGAAAGCUCGAUGGUGUUCGCUGCCUUUUUAUUGUGCAUUUUCGAGCGGAGCAAGCGGAAGGCGAUGCUCGAGCAAUGUGGAAGAUCGCUUCCAUCCAGGCUCUCUCGCGGAACGGCAGGCCUUUUUCCACAUUGGCUGUCUUGGAGAAAGAGCUGGCAAAGAAAUUGACAGUCUAUCCUGGCUUGCCGGAUCUACUUGGCUCAGCAAGCGCCUUGCGCGACUGUGACGAUCCCAAAAACGAGAUGCGUCGGACUGCGACGCUUGUUCUUGACGGCGAAGUCUGCAUUCUUCAGCCUCCGGAGCGAGCAUCGAAACUUGCCGCUAAGCAGCUAGAUGCGGCCUGCACUGAGUCGAGCCAAGACGAAACAGAGCAGACAGUCGUCGAAGACUUUGCGGCCGUUGUCGGCCUGAUCAAACGCAAGAACUUUACCAUACGCGAACCUGCAUUCUUCCCGUUUGACCUUGUCACCCUGGACGAAUUCACCAAUUGGCGAUCGGCAGAAGCACACGCAGCUGCGAACCGCACCUUUUCCAAACGGCUAGAAUCGCUCGAAUCGCUCGUCUCGUUCUUCGAAUCGGAUGCACGAGAGCAAAAGAGGCAAAGCCUCGUACGCAAGCUUUCGCAGACCGUCGUUUCGACAACAGCUUGUGUCGAAGAGAUGCUUGCCACUGCCAGUCAGCGCGGUUGGGAAGGCCUCGUCUUACGUCAAGAUGCGCCAUACGAAGGUAAACGUACGUCGGCCAUUCGCAAGUUCAAGGAGUGGAAAGACGCAGAGUACACAGUGCAGGCCAUUACCGUCACUACCAUGCGCUUACCAAUCGGUGGCAGAUUCCAAGAGCACAAAGCGAUGGCAAGCAUUCAGAUCGAACAUAAAGGAACGCGCGUCUCGGUUGGCUCCGGAUUUACACCGGAUCAGCGUGUCGAGUUUGCCAACGAUCCCGACAAGAUCGUCGGCAAGAUAGUGACGGUGGAGUACUUUGAUGAGUCCAAGACAACUGUAGGCACUUCUGGUAGUGCAGAGCCGCUACAAUCAGAGGAUGGACAAGGAGAGAAAGCAGAUUCUCGAAAGCAAGUGUACAGCCUACGCUUUCCCCGGCUCAAACAAAUUUGGGGUCUAGAAAGGGAUCUGUGA
Molecule: messenger RNA, 2169 nt
Organism: Mycosarcoma maydis (corn smut)
Lineage: Eukaryota; Fungi; Basidiomycota; Ustilaginomycetes; Ustilaginales
Exons: 1
Coding region: 1-2169 (722 amino acids)
Biological process (GO): DNA recombination; DNA repair
Molecular function (GO): ATP binding; DNA ligase (ATP) activity
Source: RefSeq, a predicted model, not a curated record